Centruroides sculpturatus (bark scorpion) is the source of this 764-nucleotide messenger RNA. RefSeq names its product S-phase kinase-associated protein 1-like. The record is from RefSeq and is a predicted model, not a curated record. The transcript is spliced from 4 exons. The coding region runs from base 138 to 581 and encodes 147 amino acids. Gene Ontology annotation, biological process: SCF-dependent proteasomal ubiquitin-dependent protein catabolic process. Gene Ontology annotation, molecular function: cullin family protein binding. NCBI's taxonomy places the organism in Eukaryota, Metazoa, Arthropoda, Arachnida, Scorpiones, Buthidae. Gene Ontology annotation, cellular component: nucleus; cytoplasm.
UGUAAAAAUUGGCAAUUCUAAUUUGUCCGCAUUGUGUAUAAAAUCUUUGGUUGGCAACGUUUCUUCAUUCGUCAUAUUUGUAGCAAUCGAGUCUAGUGUAAUAGUUAUUCUGUUUUUAGACGAAGAAAGAGUGCAAAAUGCCUAAUAUCAAGCUUCAGAGUUCAGAUGGUGAAAUUUUUGAAGUGGAUGUUGAAAUUGCCAAAGCUUCUGUAACUAUAAAAACAAUGUUGGAAGAUCUUGGCAUGGAUGAAGAUGAAGAGGAUGUUAUACCUCUUCCAAAUGUGAAUUCAGUUAUUUUAAAGAAGGUGAUCCAGUGGGCUACGUAUCACAAAGAUGAUCCUCUUCCUCCAGAAGAUGAUGAAAAUAUAGAGAAGAGGACAGAUGAUAUAAGCUCUUGGGAUGCUGAUUUUUUAAAAGUUGAUCAGGGCACAUUAUUUGAGUUAAUUCUGGCAGCUAAUUACUUAGACAUAAAAGGAUUGCUCGACGUAACAUGCAAAACAGUUGCCAGCAUGAUCAAAGGGAAGACUGCAGAAGAAAUAAGGAAUACAUUCAACAUCAAGAAUGACUUCACACCCAAGUGAAGAAGAACAAGUAAGUAGCAACUAUUUUUAUAUACAAAAUGCUUUUGCAAAAAUUUCAAUUACUUAAAAUUUAAUUUUAGGUCAGAAUAGAGAAUGAAUGGUGUGAAGAAAAAUGAACUAUAUCAAAGUGAUCAGCUGUAUUGUGAUUCCUUGUGUUUUUCCAUUUGGUCAAUGUGAAAAAAA